AUGCAAAACCAUGACGAACCUGCAAACGCACCGAACAGGCACGUGGGAAAGCUGAAGGCGAUGGAGGAGGAGGAGGAGACGGACUCUGAGGAAAGCUGCCGUGAGGAUGGCAAGGGCGAGGCUGACGAUGUGGCGACGAACGAUGCGGCGACAAAGCGGGACGAGGCACUAGUUUUCCGCUUUGCCACAGCCUCUGGCCGCUCGGUGCAAUCGGUGUCAUACCCCCAGGAUGGCGCGGACAACGAGGAAACGACUGCGCUGGGCUCGGGCUCAGCACAGGCCGAGGAAGGCAAGCAGCCCAGAGAUUCGGAAAGUUCAGCAUCGCCAGAGGAGCUGCGGAAUCUGGCAUCGUCUUGUUGUUCCGAUGGGGCUGCUUUGCUACGCAAAGGCGAACUUCAGGAAGCUGUGCGAAAGUUAACACGAGGGCAGGCUCUGCUGGAAAGAACCGAGCCGGCAAGUGUGCUAGACGUCGAGCAAAAGGUUUUCGCAGCACUGCAGGCAGACAUCGCUGGCAACCUCGGCAUAUGCUACAGGAGAUUAAAGGACUUUGGACCUGCAGUGGACCAGUUGCGGCUUGCCCUUCAGCAUCACGAGGUACGCCUUCGCGACUGUGACAAGGUUGAUGUUGCAGACCUUAGAACGUUGGUGGCUGCGCAUCUGAACCUCGCUUCUUGCCAUAUGGAAUGCGAGGCUGCAGAUGCUGCCCUCCAGCAUGCCGCGACUGCGGCAAACAUGAGUGGCCAAGUCUUGACUGCGAACCGGGAGGCCAGUGGCGAUGUGCCCGCAGGUCCGGCUGAAAACGACUUUGCCAUGUUGGCCGUGUCUUUUCACAAGGUCGCAGAAGCCCAUGAGGCUCUGAAGGAAUGGGGCAAAGCGAUUUUUGCUCACACCCAAGCACGUGAGGUCGUCCACAGAAGUCUGGGGCCAACCCAUCCAUUGACGCAGUCGCUUGCACGAUGCCGUCCUCACCUGUCUCGUCCGUCUACAGGCAACAGGCAGAAUGAGUUUCUCGAUGUUUAUGCAGCCAGCAUUGGCAGAAGUACAGGCUGUCCGCUGCUGCGGCCUAACAAAGGCCAGAAGGUGUUGCCUAGUAUCCCUCAAGGUGCACGGGGCAAGCCGUUCGUGAGAACAACAGAAGCUUUGGGCUUCGAGCUGGUAGGUUACCAGAUGAAUGCCACUUGUUUUCCAAGCUGGCCUCCAACCAAUGCUAGCAACGAGGAGCAGGAGUGGUAUGCCAUGGCACGAGCUCGAAGACAUGAAGCUCCACCGCUGCCAAAGCUGGCCAUCAAGCAGGAGCCCGUGGUUGACAACUUUCCAGUGAUCCCACCUCCUAGCAGAGGUGCCUUGAGUCGGCGAAGCCGGAGGAGCUGA
Symbiodinium sp. CCMP2592 is the source of this 1371-nucleotide messenger RNA. The record is from the annotation of a GenBank genome assembly. Lineage: Eukaryota; Dinophyceae; Suessiales; Symbiodiniaceae.